Molecule: messenger RNA, 1908 nt
Organism: Marmota flaviventris (yellow-bellied marmot)
Lineage: Eukaryota; Metazoa; Chordata; Mammalia; Rodentia; Sciuridae
Gene: Ctla4
Product: cytotoxic T-lymphocyte associated protein 4
Biological process (GO): negative regulation of regulatory T cell differentiation; T cell receptor signaling pathway; regulation of T cell proliferation
Cellular component (GO): membrane; external side of plasma membrane
Source: RefSeq, a predicted model, not a curated record
CCUUCUGGGUGUGCACAUGUGUGAUACACACCUGGGAUCAAAGCUGUCUAUAAAAAGUCCUUGAAUCUGUGUGGGUUCAAACAUAUUUCAAAGCUUCAGGAUCCUGAAAGGUCUCACUCUGCUUCCUAAGGACCUGGACAUAGCUCCUGUAAAGCAAUGGCUUGCCUUGGAUUCCAGAGGCCUGAGGCUGGCUUGGAGCCAGCUCCCAGUGCCUGGUCCUGCACUGCCCUGCUUUCUCUUCUCUUCAUCCCCAUCUUCUCCAAAGCGAUGCACGUGGCCCAGCCUGCGGUGGUGCUGGCCAGCAGCCGGGGAGUUGCCAGCUUUGUGUGUGAGUAUGCAGCUUUUCACAAAGCCACCGAGGUCCGGGUGACAGUGCUGCGGCAGAUAGCCAGCCAAGUGACUGAGGUCUGUGCCACAACGUACACAGUGGAGAAUGAGUUGACCUUCCUAGAUGACUCCAGCUGCACUGGCACCUCCAGUGGAAACCAGGUGAAUCUCACUAUCCAAGGACUGAGGACUGCAGACACCGGGCUGUACAUCUGCAAGGUGGAGCUCAUGUACCCACCACCAUACUAUAUGGGCCUGGGCAACGGAACCCAGAUUUAUGUCAUUGAACCAGAACCAUGCCCAGAUUCUGAUUUUCUUCUUUGGAUCCUUGCAGCAGUUAGUUCGGGGUUGUUUUUUUACAGCUUCCUCGUCACAGCUGUUUCUUUGAGUAAAAUGUUGAAGAAAAGAAGCCCUCUUACAACAGGGGUCUAUGUGAAAAUGCCCCCAACAGAGCCAGAAUGUGAAAAGCAAUUUCAACCUUAUUUUAUUCCAAUUGAGAGACCUUUGUGAAGAAAGAAAGACUGUAUUUCAACUUCUAAGAGCUGAGACAAUUUUAACUUUUUUUUUCCUUUUUAACUAUCCAGCUAUUUUAAAAAAAUUUGUGGUGUAUUCUGGAGAGGAAUUUGCCUUGCUUUAACAUAAAGCUGGAUAUAGAACUCACAUUAAACAUACUACAUUUUAAAUCAAAGGAGCAAGAAAAUGGAGCCAAGAUGUUUCUAUCACAUCAGACCCAAUUUUAGCAAAAGAAUCACUUGGGAGUGAUGUGAGGAUACAGCAUUAUGAUGUGGGGAUCAGUGAACUAAGGGAAUGACAGUGCAAAGGGAGAGGACUAGACUGUACACACCUUGUAUUUAUGAGUGAGAUGUUUGUAGCUGAAAUGAUCUUUAAAUUUUUUUUCUGUGUUAUUUCUCUUAGCAAAUAUAUAAUUACAUGAAGUUUUUUUUUUUAAAAAAACAUUCACUUGACUAUAUUUUAGCCAGUGAUUCCAAAGGUUAUAUUGUACCAAUAUGUAUUUUUUAAAAUAGUAUUGUGCAUGAAGGUUACAUGUGCUUUUGUGUAUUUGGUAAUGGUUUGAAUAUAAACACUAUAUGACAGUGUCUUCCCACUAUGGGUUCUGGGGGAAGUUUGUGGAGGAUCUCAGGACACUAAUACACCAGGUAGAAGACAGUCACUUGCUAACUAGCUUAGAAACUAGGUGAGGUUGUGGCAGUACUCAGAUGCACUAAAUUGGUGUUGACAUGAGCUUUGAGGUUUUAUACCAGCUUCUUUCAGUGAUUUAUAAGGAAGCCAAAACUGGGGUAUGUGUGUUAACCUGACAGGACACUGUUGUCAAGACAGUGGCUCACUCCAGGAAAGCCAUAGGCAUGACCUUCUAAGAAGCUCCAGUUCCAGGGGCCCAAUUCCUUACAGAUGCAGAGUUAAUGCCACAGACAGAAGAAAGCAGCAGUUGGCAGAAUGGGGUGCAUGAAAGUUUCUGAAAACUAACAUUGUUGGUGUUUUUUAACUCAAUAUUUUCCAUGAAAAUGCAACAACGUGUAUAAUACUUUUAAUUAAAUAAAAGUGUUUGGUGGUUGUUUUAAA